CGUGAAAAUGACGUAACAAUCAAUUAUCAAAAAUCUUCUGCUUAAUAAUUUGACGGCGUUUGGAAAAUGAGUGAAGAAAAGAAAUACGGAGAUUUUUUUGUCAUUUGCAAUGAAUUAUCGAAAACUCAAGACAUUGACAGCGAAGAAAAUCUAAACACAGCUGUUGGUGAAGUUUCAGAAGGUGAGAAAACCCAUAAAUCAACGCCAGUGCCAGUUAUUGAUUCAGAAAUUUCCGAAAUUGAGCGUUUAGAAGUUUUGAGUGCAUUAUUUGAAUCAGAGCUUUCAGAAGAAAAUAAUGAUGUUAAUGCCAAAAUUUUGAAAGAAAACUUGUCAAAUCACAAUGAGUCAAGAUUUGUUCAUUACGAGAGUCAAGAAAUUGAAAAAUUCAUUCAAGAUAAAGAAAACAAAAACACAUUGAGAAAAACAUUGUAUGAUGUCAAUUUGUUCAGUUCUUUCCUUCGUUCCAAAAAUGAAAUGCGUGAAUUCUACAAAGUUUCUCCUACAGAAUUAGAUGUGUUUAUUGCCAAUUUUAUAUUAAGCGUUCGGAAAAAGGGGGGAGAGGAGUUUGAACCGAUAUCAUUGAGAAGUAUGAUUUCCAGUAUUGAUAGAGCCCUUCGACGACACCGCUACGAAGCAAGCAUCAUGCAGUCGCCUGAUAAUAUAUUUACAGCCACCAAACAAGCUCUGAAAGCCAAACAAAAAGAUCUUAAACAAAAAGGGAAGGGCAAUAGGCCACAAAAAGCAGAUCCGUUAUCUGACGACGAUAUUAAUAUUCUGUAUGACUCCGGAGUUCUAGGAGUUACCUCCCCCCAGUCGCUGUUGAACACGGUAUGGUUUAACAAUGCCAUCCAUUUAGGGUUGCGUGGACACCAGGAACACUAUAACCUCUGUUGGGGUGAUAUUUCAUUACAUAAAAACCCUGAUGGCACAGAAUAUUUACAGCAUUAUGAGAGACAAACAAAAACGCGCACCGGUGCUAACACGCGUGACACAAGAACAGUUCUUGGCAAAAUAUUUUCAAUUCCCCAUUUGAAUGAAAACAACCCAAUUGAAGUUUAUAAGAAAUAUGCAAGUUUAAGACCACAGGGGUUUCGUGAACCAAACGAUCCUUUUUAUAUUGCGACCCGCACUAUUCCAUUGUCGGACAAAAAAAGCGAUAAAUGGUUCAUGAAACAAAAGCUUGGAGUAAACAAAAUCGGGAAAAUUAUGGGGAAAAUGAUUGAAAAAUGUCCACAAAUUGCAGAUUCUGGAAAGCGCCUCACAAACACAAGCACGAGAAAAUACUGUGUCCAAAAACUCAGGGAAAACAAUAUAGCACCUACGGAUAUAAUGCAAGUUACUGGCCACAAAAAUGUGAAUUCCAUCAACAAUUAUUCCGAAAUUACAGUUACAAAACAAAAAGAAAUGUCCAAAAUAUUGUCUACAACGAAAAAUACAGAUUCAACCACAAGUCCACACGGACAAGCGUCAGCCGCAGGAAGCAUUCAACAGGCCCAGUCGCUGUUUGCGGGGGCAAUCUUGCACAUAAACAAUAUGAAUGUUUACACUUACCAAAAUGCCUCCCAGGACUUCCAGCCACCACCAGCCAAGAAAUCAAAAUGA
This is a messenger RNA of Magallana angulata, 1602 nucleotides long. RefSeq lists its product as uncharacterized. Gene Ontology annotation, biological process: DNA recombination; DNA integration. The coding region runs from base 67 to 1602 and encodes 511 amino acids. NCBI's taxonomy places the organism in Eukaryota, Metazoa, Mollusca, Bivalvia, Ostreida, Ostreidae. The transcript has a single exon. Gene Ontology annotation, molecular function: DNA binding. The record is from RefSeq and is a predicted model, not a curated record.